This is a messenger RNA of Salvia miltiorrhiza (redroot sage), 1368 nucleotides long. RefSeq lists its product as uncharacterized. The transcript has 4 exons. Bases 337 to 1200 code for a protein of 287 amino acids. NCBI's taxonomy places the organism in Eukaryota, Viridiplantae, Streptophyta, Magnoliopsida, Lamiales, Lamiaceae. The record is from RefSeq and is a predicted model, not a curated record.
AGGUGAAACCAGUAGUAUGAAUUGUGUUAUCUAGCUAGUUUAAAUUAAAUACAUAGAAUUGAUGCAAAUUAUUGUAUUUUAGGAGAGAUACAUACGAGAUAUUUGCUCAACCAGUUGAUCCCAAUGAGGUUGAGGAUUAUUAUGAGAUCAUUAAGGAGCCUAUGGACUUCGGCACAAUGAGGGCUAAACUCCACGAAGGGAUGUACCACAAUCUUCAGCAAUUCCAGGUUUGCUUUUGCUUGCUUCUCUCUUUCAUGUUUCAUGUUUCACAACCCUCUCCUAAAUUAAUUGGUUUGUGUUUUGGAGCAUGAUGUGUUUCUCAUACCAGAAAACGCGAUGCAUUUCAACUCCUCCAGCACCACUUACUUCAGACAGGCGCGUGCUAUACACGACUUAGCUAAUAAGGUCUUUCAUGUUCUUAAAACGAAUCCUGAAAACUUUGUCUCGGGGGCAAGAAGAAGAUCUAUGAGAAAGGCUUUGAGUGAUUCCAUUGCUAAGCCCUCAACUUCAACGUUUCGGACAAGUAGUAGAAAGAGCCCUCGGUUUCAUCUUGAUAGUGGAGUGUCAAAUUCUCAAGUAGCAGAUAGGAGAGAGACAUACUUGUGCAAGAAGGAGGAUCCAAUAGGCUCAAGCAGUUCCAAACCACUGGUUUUGGGAGACAUCAACUACGAGGAUAGCUUAAUGUCGUAUGCAAAGGAUUUGGGACCAACAGCACAACUGGUUGCAAAGCGGAAGCUAUUAGGACAGCAUGAAUCCAAUCCCAAACCAAAAGAAUUCAAGACAUUCCGCGACUUUGCUCCUGCAGGCUGCAGCAACCCCUUUAUCAGAGCAAGCAAAACAGUUGAUCUGUCACAAGAUGGGGAAGAAGCAAAGUUGAGACAUAGGAGAAAAGAGAAAACUGCUGACAAGAAAGUCACAGCCGCGGUUAGAGAUUUGAACUGUUCAUCGCGACCAGUAAUACUAGCUUUGGAGAACUGUCAUUCUGAAUUCAAGUCGAGAAACAAGAAAAGCUGUUGCAACGCGUCUGCAACUCUCAAACCCGUCUGUGAUGAAGCUGCUCCGCAGCAGCAGAUGAAUAAUUCUUUGCCAUUGAUAUCACACUUCACUUUCGACCUUCCGUUCUUGAAAGCACGGUUGGAGCAGAUGAAGGCAGUGGAGAUGGGGUUGAAGAGGAAACCAGGGCUCUCCAUUUAUCAAUGAACCUAUAUUAUUUCUGCUUUGAUCCUUUUAUUUCAAUAAAGAUAAGUGACAGCAGGUGAAGGAAUACUAUAUCUUAUAUGCACAUUGCCAUAUUGGUCCAUCACAAUUACAUCCUUGUAAAGAGGGAUUACAGUCCCACAUGCAAGCAAGUAAACAAUUGAAAGAAAG